CGGCCCCCGGCUGUGCGGGAGGUGACGGCGGGCUGUAGAGCGCCGGCAGAAAUGAAAGCAGAGCUGGCAGCGGCGGCAGCUGCAGCAGCGGCAGAAAUGUUGAGUGGCUCGUAAUUGCACAACCGCGGGGAAAACUUGGACAGGAGACUCGACGGGUUUCACUAGAAAGGGCACAGCUCUUCAGCAUUACUGUCUAGAGUCAAAGAACACUUUGGGUUGGAAGGACCUUGAAGAUCAUCUCGUUCCAGCCCCGUGCCGUGAGCAGGGACACCUUCCAUUAGAGCAGGCUGCUCAGAGCCCCAUCCAACGUAGCCUUGGAUACUGCCAGGGAUGGGGGCAUGCACAGCUUCUUUGGGCAACCUGUGCCAGAGCCUCACCACCUUCACAGUAAAAAAAAAGAAAAAAUCCUAAUAUCUCAUAUAAACCUAUUCUCUUUCAGUUUAAAGCUAGUCCCCCUUGUGCUGUCACUACAUGCUCUUUUAAAUAGUCACUCUUCAUCUUUCCUGAAGGCUGCUUUUAGGUAGUGAAAAGCUGCCAUUAGGUCACCCUGAAGCCUUCUCUUUUCCAAGCUGAACAAUCCCAACUCUCUCGGCCUUUCCUUGUAGGAGAGGUGCUCCAUCCUCUGGUCAGUUUGGUGGCCUCCUCUGGACUGACUCCAGCAGAUUGCUGUCCUUCUUGUGCUGGGGUCCCAGAGCUGACCACAGCUGUUACUCUGGUACCCCUGGAGGAGCAGUGGAAAGUACUCCAGUGCCAGGCUGGCCACUGCACUCAGAUAAUUCCAAAAGUGGAAAAGGUUGAGGUACAGCUGUAGAGAGGUAAUGUUUUUUGCUGAAAUGAAUGUGGCUAAGGCUUUCAAAAGAGCUUGCAUUUGGCAACGUUAUUUAGUAAGCCUGUAGGAGAAAAAAGGCUUCGUUGUUUGACUUACGAGUAUUUGCUAUGGAAAGAUAACAUCCAGUAGUUUCAACGUGAAACCACCACAGUAUCAACAGUGAAGUGCCUGUGCACUCAUGGUAUCAAGUUCAGUGUGGAGGUUUGUGGUUUUGUGUCAUUUUGUUUUCUCUCAGUGUCAAGAAAAGUCCUGUAGCUGACUCAAUAUUGGUGCACCUCUACUCUGAAUUCUGAAGUGACUGUCCCUCUCGACCAAACAAAGCAGCACAGGGAAGAUUCCUAUUGUAGAGACUGGAUAGGAGCCACUCUACUUUGAAACCUUUAUGGACCUCUGCUUAAAACUCAUAAAAAGUUUAUGGGAGAAGCCCACAUUUCUGUGAGCACUUAAGAUCCUGUUAUGUUUCUCACUGUCAUUUACUACACAAUGAUCUUGCACAAUCACAGUUCCACAUCCACCAUGGGCCACAGACUACUAACCUGGUUACAUACAGUGCCUCCUAAGUGUCAUCAUCUAUUCUCCCUUUUACUUGCUUCUGAAAUCUCUAGGAUUUUGUAGCAGUAUUUUGUUUCAGAAUAAGAAAUAUAAUUAUGUUAAAAAAAUAACAUAGGUUUAAACAAAUUGUAUUGAUGUAGAGCAAUGUGAAUCUCACUCACUUCUAAACAAGACAAAGAAAAAGGGGAAAUAAAAUUAUAAAUUUAUAUUGCCUGUUGGGUCUGCUUAAAACUUACAUUAACAAUUGGAUGCAAAGACAUCUGAUAUUAAGUUUGUUAUCAUACUGCAUGAGAUACCAUUAUUUGGUGUCUGAAAUUGUAUUCAGAAAACCCCACUGGGCAAAUAAAACCGAACAACAACAACAAUAAUUAUUUUUUAAUAAUACUAAGGCAAAGUUUUCAUACCUUGGCUGUGCAGUACUGGUAGUGCUGCUGACAUGAACAGAAAGUUUAUGUUUAUAAGCAAAAUUAAAGCCAAAUUAAAGCCAAAUUGUGUUUAUAAGCCAAAUUAAAGAUUUUCUGUCAAAACCUGCCUCCCUCCCACCAUACAUACCUAACUGAAAUUGCAGCCGUGAAAGUGGAGAGCAGUAGUUCUCUCAGGUAAUAAAAAAUGUAGAAUAUAUUGACUUAACUGUCAGAGGUGUGGAAAUAUUGACGCAGUAGUUUCAGAGCUGUGCAGACUAAACAAAUGCACUUUACAUAAGAAAGAUAAAAUCAUUUACUGUUAAGUUUGAAGCUGCUAUCAGGGCUUUCUAUGACUUGAACUCCUGUGAGGAGGUGUUUUAGUGAUCUAGUGAGGUAUUGUGCUCUCACUAUUGAUUGCUCAGUAAGCAGAAAAGAUUCCUCUGAAGUUGCUGUCAGGUGCGUAGCAGACAGGAGCCUUUUGCAUAGGGGUGUGCUUUUAUGUAGAGAAAGGCAUGACCAGAUGCUAAUGCCAAACCAAAUGAAAUCAGUCAAAAGUCACGUUACUUUCAAUAGUUUUUGCUCUUCUGUGUGUGAUUUGACAGUUGGAAGAGCAAAAGAAACUGCAUUUCAUUAGAACAAUUUUAAUCAUAUUCAGUUGUAAAUAUUAUCCUUCAUCAUAGGUAAUUCAAGAGAAGUGUGGACCCUUUUCAUGACUGCAUUUCUCCUGCUAGUAUUUAUAAAAGUAGAAUGGGAUGUUGAUGUGUGUUUUUGUUUCUAAGCAAGUAGCAAUCAAUGGGAAUUAGCAAAUUGUGAACAUAAAUCUCUUUAGGCAGCGGUCUUUAAGUGCCUAAAUGUUUUUAAAUCUGGCUCCACAUCAUUAGAUCUAGAUUUAUUCUGGAUAACUAUUUUGUAUUUUUUUUUUUUUUCAAAGGGGGAAAAAGGUACCUUGGACUCCUGGGGCAUUCAAAGCUUACUUUUAGCAUCAUCACUUGUUGACUAGAGCAAAAUGCAUGUUGUUAGAAUAAUGGAAAUACUUUUUGAUUUGAGUUAGAGUUUAAGCUUAUUCAUUGUGUGUAGUAGCACAUUUGAGGUUGCUUUUUACGUCAGCACUGACAAUAUUGCCAUUUACAUUUAUGAAAAAUGAAUUUAUGAGACUCGAAGCGUACUGUUGUAUUAUGUUCUGUGUGGGAACUGAAAUUAGAGUGCAGGAAGCUAGAGUUGUAGCAGUAAUUUUUUUUUAAAUUUCCCUUUAAAGCUGAUAAGAUUUUUAUAAAGUAUACAUUGAAUUCAGUACAAGUUUUUGCUUGACUAUUGGCUUUAUAAAUCUUUUUCUGAGGCAACCUUAUUGGAAAGAAUUAAUAAAACCAAGCAAGUUGCUUUGAAAAAGAAGGCUAAUAUUUCAACAUUCUUCAGUUAGUAAGGUAGCUUUGUAGACAGAGGUUUUUAUUUUUUUGAAGCAAGGACAGGGAAAUUCCUUGGAGGCAGGUACUAUUAUAAAUAUGUGUAUCUAUUUGUGUGUGCACACAGGUUUUUAAAUUAUGAACAAUUAGCAUUGCAACAAGAAGAAAAGUCUUCAGACUUCACUUAGGACAGAGCUAAGCACGUGUGUAGCAUCAGCCAAUUCAAUUUGUUUCUAUGCCAUCUUUCCUUCUGGACAUAGUUGUGUUGUGUUGUGUUAUGAUAUUAUCCUAUACUGUGUGUGGUUUGAACAUAAAAUUGCUCUUUUCCACUCAAACAUUCAUAUUUUGUGUUACUAUUGGAUGACUUAUUUAAUAAAACAGCUGAAGUGCAUUUUUUAAAAGGAGGUUCUUUGAGCAAAUGUUGUACUAGGCACGGUCGAGGCAUGCUGUGUUUUCUGGGAAGCUGAAAAAAGCAGCUGUUCCAUCAGCCAGCUUUUAGCUGUAAAGAGAAUUAAGCAGCUCGAGUUCAGUGAAAAGGGGUAAACCCAGUGUGGGGGACUGGUGGCCAAGUGAAGAGACACCCUCACCGCAGCCAGAGGUUCACAGCUUAACAGAAUGAAGAGGUUAUCUGUCCUGCCCCAACAGUGUCUUGUGCUGAUGACAUGUCUCCUAAUGGCCCUGGAAGCUGUACCUAUAGACAUAGAUAAGACAAAAGUCAAAGCAGAAGGCCAUGUAGAAGGAGAGAAGGUAGAAAAUCCAGAUACAGGACUUUAUUAUGAUGAAUAUCUCAGGCAAGUAAUAGAUGUCUUGGAAACUGAUAAGCAUUUCAGGGAGAAACUCCAGACUGCUGACAUAGAAGAAAUAAAGAGUGGAAAGCUAAGCAGAGAGCUUGAUUUAGUAAGCCACCAUGUGAGAACACGGCUGGAUGAACUAAAAAGGCAAGAGGUAGCAAGAUUAAGAAUGUUAAUUAAAGCUAAAAUGGAUUCUGUUCAAGACACAGGUAUAGACCAUCAGACUCUCCUUAAGCAGUUUGAGCACCUGAACCAUCAGAAUCCUGACACCUUUGAACCUAAAGACUUGGAUAUGCUGAUCAAAGCAGCUACAAGUGACCUGGAAAACUAUGACAAGACUCGCCACGAGGAGUUUAAGAAAUAUGAGAUGAUGAAAGAACACGAGAGGAGAGAGUAUUUAAAAACACUGGAUGAAGAAAAGAGGAAGAAAGAAGAAUCCAAAUUUGAGGAGAUGAAGAAAAAACAUGGAGAUCACCCUAAAGUUCACCAUCCUGGAAGCAAAGAUCAACUGAAAGAGGUGUGGGAAGAAGCAGAUGGACUAGAUCCUAAUGAAUUUGACCCCAAAACAUUUUUCAAAUUGCACGAUGUCAAUAAUGAUGGUUUCCUGGAUGAGCAAGAAUUAGAAGCUCUAUUUACUAAAGAGUUAGAAAAAGUUUAUGAUCCCAAGAAUGAAGAGGAUGACAUGGUUGAAAUGGAAGAAGAAAGGCUGAGAAUGAGAGAACAUGUAAUGAAUGAGGUUGACAUCAACAAGGACCGGCUAGUGACUUUGGAAGAGUUCCUGCGAGCUACAGAGAAAAAGGAAUUUUUGGAGCCAGAUAGCUGGGAGACACUAGAUCAACAGCAGCUAUUCACUGAGGACGAGCUGAAGGAAUUUGAAAAUCACAUUUCCCAGCAGGAAGAUGAACUUAGAAAGAAGGCAGAAGAACUUCAGAAACAGAAGGAAGAGCUACAGAGACAGCAUGAUCAGCUUCAGGCUCAGAAACAAGAGCUUCAGCAGGUUGUAAAACAGAUGGAACAAAAGAAACUACAGCAAGGAAGUUCUCCUGCAGGACCAGGUGGAGAACUGAAAAUCCAACCCCCUGCUGAACACAAAGCUGCAGAUGCACCACAACACCCAGCAGGAGGAGAUCAGCCUUUACCACCAGGACAUGUCCAAGAACCAGCUGUCAGAACUGAUCAAGUUCACCCUUAACCACUUGUGCCUCAACUUUAUAGCAUCUUUAUUAUUUGGGGUGGGAGGGGUGGGGGGGACAGGAAAUCAGAGUGAAACAUGAACUUUCUCCCUCAGACUGUAAAAUCAUCGGGAGCGUUAGAGAUUAAGUAUCAGUCAGAUUUGAUUUUUAAGUUAAAUUUAUUUUCUCUCAAAUGCAUCAGUAAGAAACACAAGGGGAUCAAGUAGAGGCUAUAAUAGAGAAGGGAAUUAAGGAAAUCAUCAAUACUAAAGAUUUUUAUGGCCAGGGGACUGAGCUGUUGAACUCUCCCCUCAUAAAGAAGGGGGUGAUGUCUGCCAUUCUGUGUUUAGUCAUGAAUCAGGAUCUUCUCAGAGAGGAAACAGGGAACAGGCCUGGAUGUUAAGUUAGCUCUAGUGUGAUUAGAAACUCUUUCCAGAAAUGCUGAAAAGCAAAAAAUGGGGAAACAAAGACCAUAGAAAAAGGCCUAUUUCCAGCACUACCAAACCUUUUCUUCUUUGAGACCAAAUAAAAAUGAGAUUUCUUAAUCACAGAAAAUUUUGCACUUUCUAAAAUUUAAACACAGCAAAGAAUUAUGUGGAACAGUGAAUAUUUUUCAUGUUUACAGAAACCUAAGAAUUUCACUGAAAGCCUUCAAAAGGAAUACUGUGCUUGUGUUCUGAUCUGAACCGUCCUCCUUGUUGAGAUGAAUUCUGUGUAGCAGUUGAAAGCUCAACUGGCCCUUGGGGACAGCACUUUUGUCCCCAUUUCUUUCAUCAGAUGCCAGCUGAUCUCAAAAUUUUGCAUGUUAUUAAGUAAGCUUUUUAUGUUGAUGGAAAUAUUGUGCAAAACAGAACAAGGCUCACUGUCUUUUUCUGUGCAAUUGUCCUACCUCCUACAAUAAAACCAGAUUUUUCCAAGUGCAUCAUGUGCUUCAGAGAGCUCUUCUCAGACAUGAAUCUGGGAUUUGUUAAAGGUCUCACUGUUGACUCUUAUGAGUCUUUCAGCAGUUGGUCUAAGGUUAAGAAGUGUCCUAAGCCAGGGGUGCUACUUGAUUGUAUUAUUUUGGUCUUGAACCAGGAUAGGUCCCUACUAUUGCAAGCCAAGAUUUUACAAGAGUAAGUUGAUUUUCAUGUCAGUUUUAUUACAAUGCUGAAAAGUUGUGCCAGUGGGCCUGCUUCUCAUUCAUUUCAAACUGAAACUAUCCUAAAGUGUAAACCCUGUUUGGAUUUCCUUGUUUGCUUGGGUUUUAGUGGUUGUUUUUUAGUUUGUUUUGUUUUUUAAACAUGGAUUGUUCUGAUUGUAUAAUGCUGGCUUUGAACGGAUACACACACCUCUGCUAGCAUCCUUUACAUUUCCUUCCUGUUCUGUGGCUAACUGCUGACAGUGGCAUUAAAAGAGAUAUUUUGGGGCUCGAGCAAAGAAACAGAAACACGCCUCUAUUAGAGAACGAUGUUCCUUUCAGAAUAAGACUUGAAUAUUUUAGGCAAAGUCAAAAAACCAGAGGGCAAUUGCUAACAUUUUGUAUUGACUUUUGGGAAGUUUCUCACUCUGAAGAACUUUGGUUGAUGGCAGCCAGGCGCAUUCCUUCCAUGCUCAAGGCUUCUUUCAUCUGACCUGGGCAUAUUCAUGAUCUCCACACAAUGCAGCAGAACUCACUGCCAGAACAGAUUGGGUUUCCUUACCUAUUUUAUCUUGUUGUUAUGUUGCAUUUCCUUUGUUUAUACCACUCAAUUUGACUUAUUUCACCUUUUCUUUUUGUUCUUUAUGCAAGUAGAUGACAUUUUUAGUUUGCAAAACAAAUGUCUCCACUGUUUGUCAUUUCUAUGCAAUUCUAAAACAGUUUGAUUUUGUCUUUGUCUGGAGAUUAAAAUAUCUUUCAACAGCCUCAUCUGUUUGCAAAGAGGCCCAGA
Molecule: messenger RNA, 7058 nt
Organism: Vidua chalybeata
Lineage: Eukaryota; Metazoa; Chordata; Aves; Passeriformes; Viduidae
Gene: NUCB2
Product: nucleobindin 2
Exons: 14
Coding region: 3801-5168 (455 amino acids)
Cellular component (GO): endoplasmic reticulum-Golgi intermediate compartment; extracellular exosome
Molecular function (GO): calcium ion binding
Source: RefSeq, a predicted model, not a curated record